Molecule: messenger RNA, 789 nt
Organism: Colletotrichum higginsianum IMI 349063
Lineage: Eukaryota; Fungi; Ascomycota; Sordariomycetes; Glomerellales; Glomerellaceae
Product: short chain dehydrogenase
Exons: 2
Coding region: 1-789 (262 amino acids)
Molecular function (GO): oxidoreductase activity, acting on the CH-OH group of donors, NAD or NADP as acceptor
Source: RefSeq, a predicted model, not a curated record
AUGGCUCCCGUUGACAACGAAGUCAGAGGCAGAUUGGCCCUGGUCACAGGUGCCUCUGGCGGCAUUGGAGGAGCUUGUGCCAAGGAGCUCUUCGCCAACGGCGCUCGUCUGGCCCUGACGUGUUCGUCCGAACGCACCUACGCCAAGAUCACAGAGCUCGCUUCGAAGUUGAAGAGCGCUGCAACCCAAGACGCCACCGUCUCCUGCCAUGUGGUGGACAUGUCCUCCACUAGUGCCAUCGAGCACCUCUUUGAGCAGAUCAAGACCGAGCACGGCCAACCCCCCGACAUACUAGUCUCCAAUGCCGGCACGGCUGGCUUCGGCAACAAAGCCAAUCCGUAUCUUGAGAACAUUUCCCUCGACGAAUUCGACUUCACCAUCAACAUCAACCUUCGCGCCUCGUUCCUCCUGUGCAAGUUGGCCAUCCCGCACAUGGCCGCCCAGCACUGGGGCCGCAUCGUCUUUGUCUCGUCCAUCUCGGCCGUUGGCGGUGGCAUCAACGGCUGUCACUACGCCGCCAGCAAGGCCGGUCUGACGGGCAUGAUGAAGAACCUGUCAUCCAAGCACGCCAAGGACGGCGUUUCGCUGAACGACGUCGCGCCGGCCAUGAUUGGGGACACGGGCAUGAUUCCUGACGAAAAGCGUGUCGAGGGCACACCCGGCGACGUGAAGAACAUACCUGUUGGAAGGCUGGGUACGCCGCAGGAGUGUGCCAAUGUUGUCAUCAUGCUUUGCAAAACUGGCUAUCUGACGGGGCAGAGCAUCUUGUUGAGCGGCGGCCUAAAGUGA